This is a messenger RNA of Paramisgurnus dabryanus, 1247 nucleotides long. It is a transcript of the gene tomm22, whose product is annotated as translocase of outer mitochondrial membrane 22 homolog (yeast). The record is from RefSeq and is a predicted model, not a curated record. Gene Ontology annotation, biological process: intracellular protein transport. Gene Ontology annotation, cellular component: mitochondrial outer membrane. NCBI's taxonomy places the organism in Eukaryota, Metazoa, Chordata, Actinopteri, Cypriniformes, Cobitidae.
GUUUCUUUGCAAGGCACCGGGGAAGUACAUCCGACUCACAUGUAACCCAAGUGACCUCGGUAUUCAAUGCGUGCUCUGUUAAUCUAAAUCGUUGUGAGCGUGUAUAACCGGGUAUAACAACGACCAUCAAUUUUUUACAAAAGUAUAUUUAAAUCCUAGGUAAAGUCUAAUUUUGUCAGAUUUUAAAUGGCUACUAUCCAGGAACUCUCUCCAGAUUCGGGCCGUGUGGAGACACGACCCCUUGAAGAUGAGAUUGAGGGAGAUGAUGAAGAUGAAGAGUUGGAUGAAACAUUGCUGGAGAGACUCUGGGGUCUAACUGAGAUGUUUCCAGAUUCAAUGAGAUCUGCAGCUGAAGUAUCUGCACAGUGUUCACUAUCUGUAGCCAAAAAACUUUAUAGUUUCUCCCGCUCAGCUCUAUGGAUCGGUACAACUUCAUUUAUGAUUUUGGUUCUGCCGGUUGUCUUUGAGACAGAGAGGUUACAGCUGGAACAACAACAGCUACAACAGCAGAGACAGAUUUUGUUGGGUCCAAAUGCUGGCAUGUCUGGAGGAAUGCCUGGAAUGAUGCCUCCUGCCCCUGGAAAGCUCUGAUUACACAAUGUUAUGUCCAUAACUUGCAGAUCGUUAAGAAGACAAUGGAGACACACAGAAGAAUGGGAAAGAGAGAGGGAGCAGGAACUGAAGAUACUGUGUUUGGUCAACAUCAAGUCAAAGUCAUUGCCUUGGAGAACUGAUGACUUCUUUGAACUUCCCUCUCUCUCUGCCUUUCUCACCAAAAUGCAUAGACUGGAGGUUUAAGCUCUGACCUUUUCCUUUUUAUAGGUAUCGUGAGACUUCAUUAUAUUUUCCAAGGGACUGUUCAGUCUAUGGUGCAACGUUUGCCAUUGUAACGUACUGUAUCAACACUGAAGUUGUAGAAAAUCAUUAACUUCAUCAAAGAUCUGUAAAUUUUAAUGAGGGUUCACCAAGCCCAAUGCUGAUUGUGAAAUGUUCUCUGUCUUCAGAUUAUGGUUAUUUCUUGUUAUUGAUUUAGAAAUGUUAAAACCUUUAGAAAUGGCUCUCUACCUGUAUUUUACAGGUUAAACGGAGAUCAUGCAAAGCUACUACAUAAGUCAUGCGGUCCAAGUGAAUUGUUGUAAAAUAUCUCUGUGGGGUUUGAGAAAUACUUAUGUUUCAAAACAUACUGUCAAUAAUAGGGAAUCCUGUGAGUUUUACAUGACAGCAGGAAUAAAAUCAAAUCCACCCGG